AUGGUGCAGCAGAGUUGCGACAGACAAGGAGGAGGGACGGGUUGGGUCUUAAGGGAAGGCUCGAAAAGGGUGACAGGGGAAAUUACUAAGCUGGUUGCACGGAAAGCGCCACAUUGCCUUUUCAAGGUUCCCAGCAGAAUUUCUCCCCCACCAACACUCGACAAAACCGACCCGGGAAAAAGAAUUUGGUCGCAUGUUCGGUUGGCCCAGCAGGAUGAGGUGUACCUGAAACCUAGCAGCUCCCCUAUCUGGAAUUUCCAACUAGUGGGUUGGUCUACUUUAGCUGGUUUUAGCCAAGGUACAGAUGCAUGGGGAUCCACUGCCGUCGAUUGGCGGUCGAUGGCCGAUGGUCAGUCCCAAACGUGGUCCUCCAUUGGAAGCUCUCUUUGCCACCGGGUAAAGCUUCUGUUCUUUGUAGGUGGGGCUGCCCCAAUGAUGAACUCUGAAAGCGCCAGCGUUGGACGCGAUCAUCAGACCAUGAUGCAAGACCCGGUCAAUGCAUCGACAACAACGGUUAUUGAGAAAGGAGACCCCUACACGGAGAAAAGUGGGACCCGAGGAUCAAAGGCGGUGCUCAACGCCUCGGUACUAACGCAGGGAUGCUAG
Molecule: messenger RNA, 606 nt
Organism: Aspergillus costaricaensis CBS 115574
Lineage: Eukaryota; Fungi; Ascomycota; Eurotiomycetes; Eurotiales; Aspergillaceae
Exons: 8
Coding region: 1-606 (201 amino acids)
Source: RefSeq, a predicted model, not a curated record